Messenger RNA from Asparagus officinalis (garden asparagus), 1904 nucleotides. Its product is annotated as mannan endo-1,4-beta-mannosidase 2-like. NCBI's taxonomy places the organism in Eukaryota, Viridiplantae, Streptophyta, Magnoliopsida, Asparagales, Asparagaceae. The transcript is spliced from 5 exons. The record is from RefSeq and is a predicted model, not a curated record. Gene Ontology annotation, molecular function: hydrolase activity, hydrolyzing O-glycosyl compounds. Bases 338 to 1636 code for a protein of 432 amino acids.
UCCUCAUUAAGAAACUCUAAGUGUUAACAUUAUUUUGCCACUCCAAGAGCUUCAGAUCCAAUUGGCCUUUGCUCAGAUAAAUGCCCAUGUGAGCUCUGCUCUUGGGCGGAACUCCAAAGACCUCUCUUUUUGUAGAUUCUUGAAGUGAAGCUCUCAAGAAUAAAGCUCACCAUCUCCUUUACAUUAUUAAAGAAAAAACUUCAUUUUUUUAUACAUCGUCUCUGUUUCUGUGACCCCUGUCACUUAGCUAGCUCAAGAUUUGAUUUUGAGCUAAGUUAAAUCCUCUUUCUCUUCUGGGUUUCUUCCAUUAACAUCCUCCUUCAAGUUUUACACCAAAAUGUUUCUAGGGAAUGGGUUAUUAUACCCAAUCAUUGGCUUUGCAUCUUGUGUUGCAUUCAUCUACAUGUCCUUUGGAGAUCUUGACCUUAGCUUUGACUACAGAUUCUCAGAGCCCAAAAUGAGCUUUGUGGGGAGAAAUGGGACUCAGUUCUUUGUUGAUGGGAGAGCUUUCUAUGUGAAUGGGUGGAACUCAUGGUGGUUAAUGGAUCAAGCUGUGGAAGAUUUCAGCAGGCCAAGGGUUAGAGAGAUGUUUCAGGCUGCAGCUAGGAUGGGACUCACUGUUUGCAGGACUUGGGCUUUUAAUGAUGGGGCUUAUAAUGCACUGCAGUUGUCUCUUGGGCAGUUUGAUGAGAGGGUGUUUCAGGCAUUGGACUAUGUAAUUGUGGAGGCGCGGAGGCAACAAAUAAGGCUUUUACUCAGCUUAUCGGACGAUUUACCAUCAGUUGGCGGUAAAAGACAGUAUGUGAAAUGGGCCUGGGAGGAUGGCAUUAGCCUUAGCUCCUCCAACGACUCCUUCUUCUUCGAUCCAUCCAUCAAAAGCUAUUUCAAGAAUUACUUGAAGACUAUUUUAACCAGGAAGAACCAUUUGACUGGUAUUGAAUAUAGAGAUGAUCCUACCAUCUUUGCUUGGGAGCUGAUGAACGAACCAAGAUGCACAACUGAUCAAUCUGGAGACACUCUCCAAGAAUGGAUUGAAGACAUGUCUAAAUAUGUAAAAUCAAUAGACAGGAAUCAUCUAGUUACAAUUGGACUUGAAGGUUUCUAUGGACCAAGAAGCCCUCCAGAAAAACUCAGUCUCAAUCCAGGAGAAUGGUUCAGUACCUUAGGAACUGAUUUCAUUCGAAACUCCAAGAUUUCAACCAUUGACUUCACUUCUGUACAUAUAUAUCCUGAUCAAUGGAUGAUAGAAACUGAACUUGAUGAGAAAACCAAGUACAUCUCCAAAUGGAUAAUCUCUCACAUAGAAGAUGGAGAACGAGAGCUUAAAAAACCAGUUUUGUUCUCUGAAUUCGGACUCUCAAACAAGAACAAGAAGUUUGAUCAUUCUCACAGAGACAUAUUCUACCAGUCCAUCUACGAUCUUAUAUAUAAAUCUGCGAGCAAGAAUGGAGCUGGAGCAGGUGCAAUAAUUUGGCAACUUAUUGCUGAAGGCAUGGAAGAGUAUAACGAUGAUUUUGGAUUCGUACCAAAGGAAAGGCCUUCAUUGUUUAGGUUGUUGAAGAAGCAAUCAUGUCGGUUGGCUAGAAUUCAUUACGGGAAGGAUUGGGAAAGGAGAGGUUCUCCAUACUCAUGUUAAAGAGGGGAGUUGUUUUAGUUUGAAGUAUUUGCUAUAAGUUUAAGGAUCACAUUACUAAUGGUUUAUUGCAUAAUAUAUUGGGUUACGAUGAAGGUUACUGUCUUGCGCAGCAACGGCCAUAUGGUUUUACUUCGUAGAUUUUUGCUUUUGAAGGCCUUCCUAAGGAUGAUAUGAGGUGCUCAAGGGGAAUGUAAGAAGAUUUUUUGUGCUAUUUUUGUAUGCAUUGCAAUAGUAGUUGAAAGUUCCAUGUUCAAAUCCUUCUUCGCCA